Messenger RNA from Hepatospora eriocheir, 423 nucleotides. The record is from the annotation of a GenBank genome assembly. Lineage: Eukaryota; Fungi; Microsporidia; Hepatosporidae.
AUGAUAGAAGAUGAGUUUCUAAAUGAUUUUGAUCCAAUUAAAUUUCAAGAGUUAUAUCAAAAUACCACUAUUAACUUUGUUAAUAAAGCAGUUUCACCAAAUUUUUUGUAUUGUCAGAACUGUAAAAAGACAACUAGAUCUAAGAAAGUUGGGAAGUUUAUGUUAAUCUGUAAUAAACUAACUAAAAACAAGCAAAAGAAUAAUAACAAUCUCUUUAAGUGUAGAGAGUGUAACAAAUACUAUAAUAUUAAACUUUACAGACCAGUUAAAUCAACAAGCUCAUUUAAAGAUAAGAAGAUUUUGAUUUCUAAGAAAUUCUCUACAUUUAAAAAUGCAGCUGCUAAAUCUUGUAGUAAGUUAGCUUCGAGUGUUAAGAAGGGAAGUAUUAAGUUUGUUAAUAGAAUUUCAAAGAAUUUUAAUUAA